GUGUCCCGUGGAGUGUAGAUGGUGCGCAGAGCGCAUAGUUUCUUUGCAUUAUACUCUGCGGAUUUUGGUACUUGUGCGUUCAAUUGAAAGUCAUUUAUAGUGCGUGCUAUGUGUAUUGUGGUAUGAAUUUCAAAGACAUAGGAUAAAAUCCUUUUUUACUUAGAGGACCUUCCCCGCCAUAUUUUCCUCUUCCCGGACAGCGACGUCCAUUUGUCUAAGAGAAAUCUAUUUGACACUUCACAGCCCUCGUUGUUCCUCUUUCUUAUAGGUUCCUAAAAGUUGAAAAGAUUGUCUUUUCUGACAUAAGUGAUUGAAGAUCACUUCGAAGAGAAAAAGGUAUUUUCUGGUAAAAUUUCUUAUUGGAUGAGUGUCUUUUAAAAGACAUAUCUCUUAUCUGACGGGAUGUCAUAUCCUUUCAAGAAGAAGUUAAAGGAUUAUGGUUCUACAAGGAAACAACUUUAUAUCCAGGAUAAUGACUACCUCCUUAUAUCACUGGCUUGAUAAGAUCAGUAUUUUGACUGAAUAAUGGUGAUAGAACAGUUAUGAUGAUAUGGAUAUGUAAUGUUGUUGAUCAUGAACAAGAUGUCCUGUGCUUUCAUUUUGAGACAUAUGCCAUUAAAAUCGUUUGGACCAAAUUAGUCAAUAUGUAAUAAAACAGAAGGAUUCUCGGUUUUAUUCUUCUUUUGAACUUAAUAUUUUUUUGACAUUUUCAUCAUAUAGUUAGUAGGAUUUUACGAGUAUUUUUUAUUCACAGCUUGUAUAUUAUUAAAUAUUAUUUUAGAAAUAUAUAUAUAUAUAUAUAUUAUUAACGAAUGCAUUGUUCAUUUCAUUUGGCAUGAUGCUGGCAAUUUCGGGGGCGUUCCUGUUUUAUAACCAGAGUUUUAUUUCUCAGGAAUGUCACAUUUAAAUACGAGUGAUCAAUGCAAAGGAGCGCAGAGUUAUGUCACCAGUCACACAUCACAAGGAUAUGUUAACACCGAUCUUGAAGGUUAUGCAAGAGCGCAUCAUGAUGAAGGAUAUAGAGAAAAUUUGUCAUCUAGAGAAGUGAGGGAAAGUUUUUCAUCUAGAGACGUGAGGGAAAGCUUCUUAUCUAGAGAAGCGAGGGAAAGUUUCUCAUCUAGAGACGUGAGGGAAAGUUUCUUAUCUAGAGAAGCAAGGGAAAGUUUCUUAUCUAGAGAAGCAAGGGAAAGUUUCUUAUCUAGAGAAGUGAGAGAAAGUCUCGCAUCUAGAGAAGCGAGUCUCUCAUCCAGAGAAGCGAGGGAAAGUCUCGCAUCUAGAGAAGCGAGUCUCGCAUCUAGAGAAGCGAUUCUCUCAUCUAGAGAAGCGAGGGAAAGUCUCUCUAGAGAAGCGAGGGAAAGUCUCUCAUCUAGAGAAGUGAGGGAAAGUUUCUCAUCUAGAGAAGCGAGAGAUAUAAGGCAUCGCCGUGACCUCAGCCAAUAUCGUGCUUUGAGUAGUGGGUCACGGCAUCCAGAAUAUCCUGCUCAAGAGUCCAUGAACCCAGCUACUGCUGCAUCCCAUCCUGCAGCUGUUGCAUCGGCUGCAGCUGUUUAUCCAAGAGUAGCCAUUCUUCCUCAGCAAGGCAGGACUACAGGUCCACCUUCCCAUUUCGAAACAUUUGGUCUUUCCCCUCAUAUCCCUUUAAAUCCACCUUCAGCAACAUCUGGACAUCAUCCAGCAACUGUCCACUCUUCAACUUACAGACACUUACUUCCACCUCCUGCUUUAUUACCUGCUCAGUUUAGUAGCGCUAGUGGGUCAUCACACGUUGGGCUGGAUGUUAUGUGGCAGCAGAAACUCGGUACCAACCCCUGGUUACUUUCCCAUUAUGAAGAUAUGAGAGUAGAACGAGAACGGUCUCUCGCUCAUGAGCGAGAGCGGUCAAGACCGCAAGAAAGGGAUCGAAAUAUUGGACAUGAGCGUGAUCGAAGUAUGGCUCAUGAAAGAUACGCCCAGGAGCGUCAGAGGAACAUUGCUAAUGAAAGAGUGUUAGCUCAGGAGAGGGAACGGACUGGGACCCAUGAAAGAGAACGUAGUUUAGUCCAUGAUAGAGAACGCAUACUUAUGGGAAGAGAGCAGGAAAGAAUUGAGCGCCAAAAGGAAGAGCGAGCGGCGCAGAGGGAACAAAGGGAGUGGCAGGAGCAGGAAAGAUUUGACCGUGAAGAACGGGAACGAGCUCAGAGAGAGGCUGUACAGCAGCAUUUUGAGGAGUCUCUUCGCCUGUUCCAUAAGCAAAAGGCAAUGGGUUGGACUCCACUGUCCACCAGCAAAAACAUAGGAAAAGGACCAGAAAUUAAUUCAAGUGAUCUGCAAUCAUCUGUACUUUGCAAUGAAGACAGAUUACGAGAUCAUGAUAAAGAAAGGCCCCAAUAUAUGGAAAGCAGUCAAGCUCAUCGUGAACAUGAAAGGUGGCUGGCCAUGGUUCAGCAGCAAAGAAAUGAACAGUCAGCUAAUAUGUCUCUCCAGAACUUUUCACCAGUGGAGUCGAGAGUUCCAAGGAAUUCUUCGAAAACAGAAGCGCCUCAAAUUCCUGGUCAAGGGUCAUCUAAAUCAAGUUUAGCCCAAAGUUCAAUUGGUUCAAUUCAUCAACAAUUAAAGAAUGAAACUAAUUUUAGUUUGUAUGGAUACCAACCCUUUCAGCAUACUUACAUAACCCAUGCUCAACUUAAAGCAAGAGAAGAAACGAAAGGAUCUGGCAGUGCUCCUCAAGUGAGAGUAUCAGGAAGUAUGCCUAUGAAAACAAGUUUACCCACGAAAGGUGAAAAGGAAAGUUUUGCUGAAAGACCUUUAACACCAAAUCCAGGUCAUACAGGAAGCCACACUUCUAAACAUCAAUUAAAAGUUGGACAUUCUGGUCAGGAACGAGGUGGAAUAAUUUAUCAACCUUUAGUUGGUAGUGGAGGUGCAUUUAAGCCCUAUGAAUAUUCGAGUAAUAGUAGUAGUCCUGCACCUCCAGCACACCAAAAUACCUCUCCUGCAGUUGGUCGGAUUGGACCAUCGCACUAUCAGCAGGUGCAGGAUCAACCUCAAAAUCUGGUGAAAGGGGAUAUAAAAGCAGUGAUGGAUAAAAUGAAUAUGGGUUCAAAAUAUGAUCAAAGAGAUUCUAAACCAGUUGUGUGUUCAACUAAUACCUUACCGGCUCGUUUUUCCCCUCCCUAUAGUACUUCUAAAAGUACAUCUCCAGUUGCUAACUCUUCAUAUUCCUACAAUCUCAUUCAGCAAGGCUUGGUUCCCAAUCCAAUGUAUAUAGCUGCCACACACACCGGUAAUGCAAAUUCUAGUACACCUCCAGUAUCUCUUGUACAUUCUCAAUCAUCCUCUAAGGCAUCUGCACGUCCAGGAAGCCCUGUUUUAUCACAACAAUACUCACAUGCCAGCCCGAAUUCAAGCAUUUCUAGCAGCUCUCCAAUAUGUCGCCCAAAUUCUGCACCAUAUACAAUUCCACCUGGACGUAUUGGCCGAAGUUAUUCCCCUCUUAGUCCUUUUAGUUCACUUCCUGGAACUGUCAACUCUGGGAAGAUAAUCACACAGGACUCUCAUCUAUCCAAUAGAGCCCAUGUCACUGUCCAAAUACCUAGCCAUAGAUCACCUUCUCCAGCUCAUUUAUAUGGAGCGCAGUCAAAUUCAGGUGCUCCCAAUUCUCCUCAUCAGCUAUCACCCCGAUUAGCAUCUGUAUCUAAUCAUCUCUCAGUUCAUCUACCUGUAUACAAUUCAUCUUCACCCUUACAUUCUAAAUCACAAUCGGAUAGUCUAGAGAUGUCUGGCAUUCCAUUUGUGAAAAGAAAACUAUUGAAUGAUAUUGCAUCUCAAAAGCACCAAAAAUCAAUCGAUGAUGGCUUACUUCCUCCACAGCUACUUCCACAAACACAGACUUCUUGUAUGGAUGCUUGUGAGACCCAGAUUAUUAUUACUCCUCCUCAACUUGUGUCAAAUGCUCCUAUGUUAUCUGAGCAUCACUUAAGUACCGAUACCUUUAAUUUAAAAUCCAAUCCCCCUUCACCAGUAGUAGCAUCUAAUCUUACUUACAAACCAGAACCUGUAACACCUCCACCACCAAUGCCCGAUCUUCGGAUUUCUCCAAUGACUCAGUUUGAACCUCGUUCUGAUGUAGAUCAUUCUUCUGAUGCCCAAAAUUAUUUUAACAGUCUAAUGAAAUAUAAGAUUCCUAACAAAAAACCUGUGGACUCUGAGGAUUCGGUAGACUUCUAUAAUAGUAGCCAUGCAUUGAAUGUUUCUGAUCGAACAGCCAUUCUACCAAGUACAUCAAUGGAUUCUAGUGAAGAACAGUUCUGUAAUAGUUCUAAUGCAACUGUUACUAACUCGUCUAAUAGUACAAAUUCUAACUUUAAUAAUAAUAUUUGUCACACAAAAUUAAAGAAGGCUUGGUUACAAAGACAUUCUGAAAAUGAAGAUAAAAUUGAUAAUACUGUAGAUGUUAACGUUGAACCACAAUGUGAUAUAAAAAAUGAGCUCCCAGAAACAAUUCCUGAAGACCCUAAACCUGGGCCUUCCCAGUCAGUUGAAAAUUCUAUAUGUGAUAAAAAUACGUCCAGUGAUAACAAGAUAGAAACUCCUAAACUAGAGCCUAUAUUGGAAGAAGAUACUUCUAGUUCAUUGUCAGAUGCCGAGUGUGCUGCGAAAAGUGGAAAAAGAAAGAAAAAUUCUAAAAAUAAGAAUUUAUCAGUUAUCAUAAAGCGCCCCAAAACAGGAAAUGGCCCUGACGAUAUCGGCGAUGAUCAGCCAUCAACUUCUAAGAAACAUAAAGAUAAGAAAAAGAGCUCAAGAUCUGAUAAAGAAUCUGGCCAUCAUCAUGGACGUAAGAGAGGACGUAAGAGUAAAGGACGACAUGAAGAUUCUGACAAGAAAAAAGGCUCAUCAAAAGGUGUUGCUGUUAAACCUCCUGAAAAGCCAUCAGUAGCUCAGCUAAAGAAAACAGGUGAACCAUUUUUGCAGGAUGGUCCAUGUUGUGAAGUUGCUCCUCGUCUUCCUAAAUGCAGAGAAUGUCGCUUGACACCUCAUCAGCGCAGUAAAAAAGAUUCUAACAUCUUCUGUCGAUUUUAUGCAUAUAGAAAAUUACGUUAUGGAAAAAAUGGAACUAUUUUAAGUGCAGGCUUUUCAGAGCCAUCAGAUGCAUUAGAAGAAGAUCUCAAACUUUGGCUUCCACCAACAGAUAUAAGACCUCAAGAAAAUGAAAUUGAAAUUUCAAAGUUUCUUCUAACUCAUAUUGGGGAUCAGUUUUGUGAUUUAGUUGAGAUGGAAAGAGAAGCACAGAAAAUGCAUGCAGGCAGUGAAACUACAGUUACUUGGAAAAGAGUAGUUCAGGGAGUUCGUGAGAUGUGUGAUGUGUGUGAAGCAACUCUGUUUAAUAUCCAUUGGGUUUGCCAUAAAUGUGGAUUUGUUGUUUGCAUUGACUGCUAUAAAUCAAGAAAAAGUGGGUUGCCUAAAGAUGAAACAUCGUCAAAAGAUCGGGAUGAUUACCAUUGGUUAUUGUGUUCAAAUAGGCAACCACAUGAACUGGAAAAGCUUAUGCUGACUCAAAUAAUUGCUGGUACAGCAUUGUGGGAUGUUGGCAAAGCCUUGCACGAAAUACGCCGAAAGUGGAAUAUUCCAACAUACUGUAAUUGUGGUUUGUACGAUAACGAUCAAGAUAGCAAAAGUUCUACUAAUGGCAUAUGCAAGCUUAUGAGUGCUGUGACAAAGUGCUUUUCUUCAGAUAAAGAUUCCUCACGAGAAGCAAAUGGUUCUUCUGAUUAUCAGCGAUCAAGUAAGCGAAGUAAUAAGAGCUCUGUUAAUGGUGUUAUAAAACAGGAGGAUGGUUUAGGUGGUUAUAGCUCAGAGAGCGGUGGGUCUCCUCUGAGUUGGUUAGCAGAUGUUGCUCUCAAUUCCUCAAACAAAGCAUCGGAUGAUCAGCGAGAAAUCGAUGAUGAAGAUAAAUCUUCAGAAGAUCAAGAAAGCAGUGCUGAUGUUACUGGUGAAAGUGAUGAUGAAAAAAAUGAAAAUUUCUCGACAUUAAGAGAGCUUUUAAUCAGGCCAACAGGUAAAAUGGGUGGCAAAAAUUGUAGUGGCUCUUCAAGCUCUCAAAAAACACUGACUAGCACUUUAGAUGAAGUCAUAUCAUGUGUUAUAGAACAAAAGGUUCGUAAAUCAGAUAAGAAGAAUAAUGAAAAACAGCUUCUUCAUUUUACUCGGCGCUAUCAGAUGACUAAAUCAGGUAGAGAUUUACCACCAGUAAGGACAUGCAUGCUUACUGAAAGCUCUCUGUUGUAUCCUGAGAUUCCACAUCUGUGGCUUGGGACUGGAAAAAUAUUGUUAUUAAAAGACCCAUUCCAUACAGGAAACAUGCAAUUAUUUCAAGAGCAGUGGAAAAGAGGCCAGCCUGUUAUUGUUGCUGAUGUUGGAAAAAAUUUGGACCCUUCCUUAUGGAGUCCUGAAAGCUUUCUCAAAGAAUUUGGUGAAAGCAAGACAGAUUUUUUAAAUUGUGUUGGUGGGACUCUUAUACAGGAUCAGCCAAUGAAGAAAUUUUGGGAAGGCUUUGAUAAUCUUAAUAAGAGAAUCAAAGAUGAUGAUGGGCAGUCUUUAAUAUUGAAACUUUUAAAUUGGCCUCCUGCUGAUGAAUUUUCUAAUAUUUUGCCUUCAAGAUAUGAAGACUUAAUGAAAAAUCUUCCUCUGAGACAGUACACACACAGAGAAGGAAUGUUUAAUAUGGCAAGUCGUCUUCCUGAAUGUUUUAUUCAACCUGAUCUUGGUCCUAGAAUGUAUAAUGCAUAUGGUAUCAGUUCCUCAUUUGGGAAAGGUUCCACUAAUCUUCAUCUUGAUGUUAGUGAUGCUGUAAAUGUAUUGGCCUAUGUUGCCAUUCCACGUGAUGGAAAAGAUGAACUUUCUUCUGAAGUUUUAAAAAUACUGGAGGAAUGUGGAUGUGAUUCAUUGAUGAAAAAACGAGCCAAAGAAAAAGGAUCAAAACCAGGUGCUGUUUGGCAUGUUUAUAAUUCCAGAGAUGCUGAUAAAAUUCGCGAUUUCCUGAAUAAGGUUUCUGAAGAACAAGGUGUUAAAUUGAAUCCGCAUCAUGAUCCUAUACAUAAUCAAGAAUGGUACUUAGAUGAGAAAUUACGAACUAGAUUAUAUAAAGAAUAUGGUGUGGAACCAUACACUAUUGCACAAUGCUUUGGUGAUGCUAUAUUAAUUCCAGCUGGAUCUCCGCAUCAAGUUAUAAACUUGCAUAGUUGUGUGAAGGUGGCGGAAGAUUUUGUGUCACCAGAAAGUGUUGGACACAGUUUUUUCCUUACUCAAGAGAUACGAAAUUUAUCAGAUUCUGUAAUAAAUAUUGAAGACAGAUUACAAAUAAAGAAUAUAAUAUAUCACGCUGUGAAAGAUGCUUUGGCAUUGUUGCAGUCCCAUGACCCUGAAGAUCCGAAGACGUGAACUUUUAGCGCGCACACCUGCCCACUCACACUCAAGAAAAAAUCUUGGAACUGAAAUUUUUUGCUUUCAGCGUGACAUGAAAAUGGGUUGAAAGAUUUUUACAUGAAAUGGAUUGAAUUCUUCCUCAUUCAUAACCAAAUCCUUCAUGACCAAGGUAGUGGGUAUUCAAUUACUAAGAAAACGAAUGAAUGUAAUAGAUGCAAGCUUGCAUAAUAAAGUUCCUUCUUGUUAGCAUUGCUUUAAUAGGAGCUUCAUACACUCUGAAUUAUAAAAACUUUUUCAGUGUUUUAAAAUUUAAAUAUGGAAUGUUUUCAAUGAAACAUGGAGAUCAUCUUGCCUUGGACACCCGUUCAUCCUUUUGAAAACAUCAGAAACUAUUUCCUGCUAGGGAAAAUUGCCAGUUAAAUGAAAUUAAUUUAUUGAAAUAUUAUUUCAUGAAGGAUGAAUAUGUAUUUAUAGAUGUCAGUGUUCAAAUUUGUGCAUGAUUUGUUUGAAGGAGUUGUCAUGUGCUCAUUUUGCUUACCUCAAGAUCUGCUAUUAUCUACAUGCUUUGGAAUUCUGAAUUUUCUGAGGCAUUCGUAAGAUAAUCAUGAGCAAGAUGCUUAACAAGAAUGCCUUUCAAAAUGUAUGCAUUUUAUAUCCAUUGCAUAAAACUUUAUACAUGUAUUUGAGUAAAUAUCAUAAUUCCUUCAUACACAUCCAAUGGAUACUUUUAUAGAAGGCAUGGAUAUUGUAUCUUACUUACUUAAGUAAACGUCUGUAAAGAUACCAAAAAGCAGUGUUAGUUUGAUUUAAUGAAAUUUAAUCUUGUUGAUAUUUAUCAUAUUUGCUGGAUUUUAAGAUCAUAUAAAUUGUGCAUUUUGAUCAAAGGUGCUUGUUGCUAAGUAAUGUAUAGUCUUCUAAAGAAAAUUUGUUAUGCUCUUAUCUUGAGAAAGACAUUUAUUUUAGGCUCAUGUGAUUUUAGUUAUUUAUUAUAAAGUUAUCUAUGGGAGCAAGUGUUCAAUAUGUGCAAUUAUUUAAUGUAAUGCUCCUUAUGGACAAAUGAAUUGAUGUUUUUUGCAGCUGCAUGUUGCUAGUAUUUAUAUUAAUUUUCCAGCAACAGCUUGGUUUACACCUUUUGAUGCAUUUUGUGCAAAAGAUAUUUCUCAUUGGUAUCAUUUUAGUUCAUUAUGUACAUAUUUUAUAACAAUAUUUUUAUAUUGGAAAUGUUUUCUGUACAAAUAUGUAUAUGUCCAUUUUCUUGUUUCUAAUUUCAUUAUAUAUAUAAGUAUUGCUGAUUCUUAUUAAAGUGCCGAUGUUGA
Messenger RNA from Argiope bruennichi, 8717 nucleotides. Its product is annotated as probable JmjC domain-containing histone demethylation protein 2C. The transcript is spliced from 22 exons. The record is from RefSeq and is a predicted model, not a curated record. Gene Ontology annotation, molecular function: histone H3K9 demethylase activity; transcription coregulator activity; chromatin DNA binding. Gene Ontology annotation, biological process: regulation of transcription by RNA polymerase II. NCBI's taxonomy places the organism in Eukaryota, Metazoa, Arthropoda, Arachnida, Araneae, Araneidae. Bases 895 to 7416 code for a protein of 2173 amino acids. Gene Ontology annotation, cellular component: chromatin; histone deacetylase complex.